GAAACUACAACUUUGAGAGAUUCGUACCAAAAAGGGCAUCGUUUAGCCCCUUAUAACAGCUUAGACCCUGCUGGAAGGAUACUCCCACCCAGCGCUCUGUCUCGACCUCUCCACCCCACGGUGAUAUAGGCUCUGAUGACUUCGCCUCCAGCAUUAAUGCGCUCCUGCUCUGCCCUUGAUCACGGGAUCCUCAUCCUCACGGUUCUCCUAUUGCUCACCUUCGCUCCCCUCGCACACGGUAUGAACCCCCUCUGGACAAGCUACUACUGUCGUCAACAGUGUCAAACGGCAUUCACCAUGUGCAUAGCGAUGGCUGGUGAGUGUUUGGCCUCACUGAGAAGGAACAGAGGGUGGAAUCGUAGAAAUCUUUGAUUCACACGUCAAAGCUUUCCAGCUCAAAGCUAAAGCUAUGAUUCCGC
This is a messenger RNA of Kockovaella imperatae, 419 nucleotides long. RefSeq lists its product as hypothetical. The transcript has 2 exons. The record is from RefSeq and is a predicted model, not a curated record. NCBI's taxonomy places the organism in Eukaryota, Fungi, Basidiomycota, Tremellomycetes, Tremellales, Cuniculitremaceae. Bases 136 to 372 code for a protein of 78 amino acids.